AUGAUCUAUUAAAGUUAGUAAUCUCAAUUCUCAUCUGAGAGCUCCGUUGGGUUGCUCCGAAUUCCAAUGGGGAUAUUAUCUAAUAAGUCUCUCAUGUUUCUUGAGGAUUUGACCCUGCCUACGUUUCAGGUUAUAGUGAUGACUGGAAAUACAGGAUGUGCUCGAUGCCAGCAACGAGUUUCCCGACUUAUUUCUAAGAUGACUGGAUUAAGAGAAUACGCAGUGGAUGUGCAGAAGAAACAAAUAACUGUAAAGGGAGAUUUUAGAAAUAAACGCAAGAAUGAAAUUAGUGCAGAAAUGAGAAAAGAGUUCUUUUGUUAUCAACUAAAAUUGCUCUUGGGGUCAUAUCUAGCUUCUUGCUUCAGAAAGCACAAGGCUACCUGAAGAAAGUAUUCAGGUCUCUCCCUGGUCGGUGCUCAUGGGGGACAAUGAGCUCCUGGAAACACGCCUAACCCAAAAUUAUGAGAUUUUAUAUAUCUUUUUCUUUGGCUUAUUAAACGUUUUUCUACUA
Ricinus communis (castor bean) is the source of this 511-nucleotide messenger RNA. RefSeq lists its product as uncharacterized. NCBI's taxonomy places the organism in Eukaryota, Viridiplantae, Streptophyta, Magnoliopsida, Malpighiales, Euphorbiaceae. Gene Ontology annotation, molecular function: metal ion binding. The record is from RefSeq and is a predicted model, not a curated record.